Messenger RNA from Amphimedon queenslandica, 666 nucleotides. RefSeq lists its product as uncharacterized. The record is from RefSeq and is a predicted model, not a curated record. Bases 21 to 659 code for a protein of 212 amino acids. The transcript has 2 exons. Lineage: Eukaryota; Metazoa; Porifera; Demospongiae; Haplosclerida; Niphatidae.
CUGAUUGAUAUUCUGAAGUCAUGAAGACCUUUAUUGUCAUUAUAUUGAUAGGAGGACUGGGUUAUGUAGCAUCAGGAGAGAAGGUACAAGACAGUAAUGAAAGAAGAACAACAGCUAACAAUAAAGAAGAGUCAUUAGAAAAUAGAAAUAUUACUAAUAUAGCAGGGCUUGGUGAUCAGCCAGCAAUUGAGAUUCUAAUCAUAUUCAGUAAUAAACAUAAGGUACUAACAGUAAGAAAAUUCAGAGGAGAUGUACUUGAUUAUAGCCCUACCCUGGAUACCCUUCAAUAUGGAGACGGGACAAAAAAUGUCACAUCAAGCCUUUUAGCAUAUCGGACAAACUUUAGAACUCACGGGCAAGCUCUAGCGGCUGGGUUCCUCAACCUAGAGGGUUUGUUCCCGUGCAGUAAAGGUAAAUCGUAUGUGCCACCUUGCACUACAUUAAUGUAUGAAGAAGACGGUUUUAAUAAUGGAUAUCCGAUACUCCAAGCAGGGGAUUCAGGGAAAACCUUUAAAGUCUUUGAAGGGAGUACUUAUGCCUUUGCUUUCAAUGGCUGCACCAGGUUUACUGCAACAGCUCCAUGUAUGCACCUGUACUAUGGGUUCAGUGUGGCCUGCUUCCUUCCAGCAUCUUGCCGGAGUACACUUUCUCAUCAAUAGAUGGAAC